Molecule: messenger RNA, 293 nt
Organism: Staurois parvus
Lineage: Eukaryota; Metazoa; Chordata; Amphibia; Anura; Ranidae
Source: the annotation of a GenBank genome assembly
CCAAAAGAGGUAACCCCGAGCUACACUCGGGCUUACCAUUCGGCGUUGCUCAGGGAUUCCCUGCAGCUUACCUUGUCCUUCGUUCCUGCGAGUCCCUCCUGCAGCGUCCCCGGCCAUCUCCUCCGUCCGAUGCCGGCAUCAGUCUUCCGUGUUCCGUUCCCUGUGACGUCGGGACGUACGGGGGCCGAAACCGGCGGCAAAUUAAAAAAAUUUUUUAAAACUGUCAUUUUUUUGUAAAUUUUGUCCCUAGUGCUUUGUCCUGUGCCCUGCCUGCAUUUUGACUGUUCUUUCUG